This is a messenger RNA of Paramecium sonneborni, 410 nucleotides long. Lineage: Eukaryota; Ciliophora; Oligohymenophorea; Peniculida; Parameciidae. The record is from the annotation of a GenBank genome assembly.
GCUCAAUCUACAUCUCAUGAAUAUAUUGAUUCUUAUUUGAAUGAAGAUUUACCAAAAAUAGCUGAUGAAUUAUAAAAUGAGAUAACAGAAAGAAAAGACGUUGAAGAAAAAAUAUAUCAUUAAUUUGUCGAAUAAUUAAAUGAUUUAAGAGAAUUAUUUGAUAGGUAAUAUUAUUAUUAAUAUAAAUUAGAGAAAAGAAAGAAAGAGAAACAAAAGAAGAAGAAAUAGUAGAAAGUUUGAGAGAAAUCUCAGGAAGAAUUUAAGAAUAACUUAAAAAAACUAGAACUGAAAGAGAGAAAACAGAAGAAACUCUAGUCUAAUUAGUAGAAAAAGUUAUUGAAAAACUCAAGAGAGAAAUGUUAGAAAUGAACUUAUGAAAUUUUCAUCACAUAUUAUUAUUUAUAUAUAGG